AUGUAUAAGAAUUUAUUGAUUACAUGGUUUCAUCACGUAAAGGUACAGACAGCGUUGAAUCAAAUAAAUGCUGCUAUCCCUGAUUCUAAACAAAUUGAUUAUUUACUUGCCAGCAUGCCAGCUGUUGAAGGUGGUUUUGAUUACAAUUCAUUUGCUGAAAAUUAUUAA
Messenger RNA from Dictyostelium discoideum AX4, 168 nucleotides. RefSeq lists its product as hypothetical. Lineage: Eukaryota; Evosea; Eumycetozoa; Dictyosteliales; Dictyosteliaceae. The record is from RefSeq and is a predicted model, not a curated record. The transcript has 2 exons. The coding region runs from base 1 to 168 and encodes 55 amino acids.